AUGGGAACGACUUUUGUGCAAGUCUUUGCCUUGUUUCUCGGACUUUCUGCCACAGUUCUGCUGAUUUUAGCCGAUGUUACAGACUGCUGGAGGAAAGAUGCAAAAGACGCGUUUUCCUCGGUGGGUCUGAGCUACAGGUGCCGAGGCCUGUGGAGCGAGUGUGUUUACGACAUCACUGCUGAUUACUGGACCUGCGACAUCCACACCUCGUUUUUGGGUCAUCUCCCCAGCGACCUGGUGAUCACUCGUGCCCUUGUGAUUGUGGCCAACGGGGCCUGUGUGGCGGCCGCAUUGAUCCUCGUCUGCGGGAUGAAAUGCACCAGGAUUGUCGGAGACAGCGGAGCAGAGAAAAGCAGACUCACCCUGUGCGCUGGAGCCAUGGCUCUCAUCGGAGGAAUGUCCGGUGGCAUCGGGGUGAGCUGGUACGCGGUGGAAACGGUCAUUAAAUACCGGUUUGAGGUUGGCUUCAGGAUUCCUGGCAUCACAUAUGAGCUGGCGGUCUCCUUCUGGCUGGCGGGGGCAGGGGUUCUGUGCCUGUGGCUAUGUGGGACAUUACUUGCUACAACACUGUGCGUGGGGCUGGGGGCCCGAGGGACAGGGAUCAAGGGCUCGCUCCUGGCUCCCAGGGACCCUGCCAUGGGCCGGCUUCCGACACCCGGCCUGACAGACGGGAAGACCUACGUGUGA
Molecule: messenger RNA, 687 nt
Organism: Callorhinchus milii (elephant shark)
Lineage: Eukaryota; Metazoa; Chordata; Chondrichthyes; Chimaeriformes; Callorhinchidae
Product: claudin-16-like
Exons: 5
Coding region: 1-687 (228 amino acids)
Biological process (GO): bicellular tight junction assembly; cell adhesion
Cellular component (GO): bicellular tight junction; plasma membrane
Molecular function (GO): structural molecule activity
Source: RefSeq, a predicted model, not a curated record